Messenger RNA from Hyposmocoma kahamanoa, 1511 nucleotides. RefSeq lists its product as uncharacterized. Bases 76 to 1443 code for a protein of 455 amino acids. Lineage: Eukaryota; Metazoa; Arthropoda; Insecta; Lepidoptera; Cosmopterigidae. The record is from RefSeq and is a predicted model, not a curated record. Gene Ontology annotation, molecular function: lipid binding. The transcript has 3 exons.
GAGAUAAGCUCUGAACUCUGCCCCUAGAGGGAACAUUACCCAUUCAUUCAUCGCUUGUCAAACGGGAUAAACGGGAUGUGGCCGACUUUCAUUUGUUUCGGCUUGGUUUUUACCGCUUUUGGACACGGUCGAGAUGUCCAGCCACACACUGACCCACGCCUUGCAGAAGGAGAGAAAAAGAUGAGUGAACAACUUCUUCUGAUUCUUGAACAUUUUAAAAAACCAGACCCAGUUGGUCUACCGGGGGCGGAAAUCCCCGAUCCUUACCCCGUGCCCGAUAUGAAGCAAUCCUUGAGUUUCGCCACGGUGAACUUUAAGAAUACAGCUGUUUAUGGCAUCAGCAAAUUCAGGAUAGUGUCUGUGAACGUUGAAAUUGGGGCUAUGGAGGUUCAUGCGUCAAUGUUAAUCGACAAGCUAAAAGCUCGUGGUAACUACACUAUGGUCUCCUGGUUCCAAAAAGCAUCAGGUCCUUAUACUGUUGACAUUACUGGCCUCAAAAUAUUAGCGCGAGCCAAUCUAGGAGUCGAGCGAGAUGGAAAACUCCGUGCUCAGGAUAUGCACAUAGACCUUGCGUUCAGUGCUAUUAAUGUUAAUUUCCAAAACUUGGGUUUCUUCGGAUCUAUGGUGCAAGGAAUGAUUAACGGCCUUGGCAGUGUGAUCUUCGAUGCAAUCAAGCCUUACGUCCUCAAAGAAGCGUACGGAAAAGCAAGGGACGAAAUAAACAAGAACCUCGAGGAAGUAGCUGGUGACAUGCAGUUCCCGAAUUCAAUAUCACCUCUGGACAUGGUAAUAGCAGAUUUAAGAAAGAAAGUAAGAAAUAUGAACAUGGAUCCUUACCAGAUAAAAGAUUACAAUGCUACAGUAAGCAUUUUUGCUAUAACCUUAACUCGUACUUGGGUGACGGGCUUGUCAUCGUUCCAUCGUGUUGGUGACAUUAUUCUUAAGAUGGAAAACAAUACGGCAAUAGCUGAUUUUGAGAUUGGUACCCAAAAACUCGAAGGGUCAACUCAAUGGGAAAUCACAGCACUUAGUGGUCUUAUGUCCAGAGCGGGAACUGCAUCAUUUUCCGCUGAAUAUGUUAGUGGCAGGAUUGUGUUAGCGCAGCCUUUGGAUACACGAAAGAAACCAGAAUUUAGAGGACUUGAUCUUGAGGUUGGUAACAUUCAGGUGCGUUGCGAUGGCGCUGGGACACUGGACUACGUAAUUGAGUUUGCGGUGAACAUUCUUCCUAAUCUUUUAAGGUAUCAGAUAAUGGAUGCUCUAGAAGGUCCUUUAAGGGAAAAAGUACAACAAGAACUGAACAAAUUAAAUGUAGAAGAAAUGAUUAAACAAGAGCUACCCAAAGUAGAUCAAGUGCAAGAAACUGGAUUUAAAUUGUCGCAACUUCGAGGCCAAGAGUCUGUGGAACAACCCUACGAUAACGACGAGUUCUUUAACUUUUGAUGUGUACAUGUUAUUUACUUAAAUACUUAUUGUUAUUAGUUAUAGUUGACGACUAGAAAGUAAAUAAA